AUGCUCCCCGUACGUCGGCAGAGGGAGAGGGUGGAGGAGCUGCGGCAACGCGGCGUUCAGGAGUGGCUGGCCUCUCUGUCUUUUGAUAAUCCCGACUGUCCUGACCUGCAGCUGACCAUGGGUGCAGUCAUUGUGGAAGAAAUAAGGCUGGCUGUUGAACCAGCCACUGGGUUCAGGUGUUCGGCUGGGAUUUCGCACAACAAGACACUGGCAAAACUGGCCUGUGGGUUAAACAAGCCCAACCGGCAGACACUGGUAUCUUCGCGAUUUGUUCCGCAGUUCUUCAGCCAACUGCCUGUAAGCAGCGUUCGUAACCUGGGAGGCAAGCUUGGCACUGCCAUCACGGACAUCCUGGGAGUGGAGUACAUUGGGCAGCUGACACAGUUUAGUGAGACAGAGCUCCGGACUCACUUUGGAGACAAAACUGGGUCCUGGCUUUAUGACUUGUGCAGAGGAAUUGAAGAGGAACCUGUCAAAAACCGGCACCUGCCCCAGUCCAUUGGCUGCAGCAAGAACUUCCCUGGGAGGACAGCCCUAGCCACGCAGAAGGAGGUGCAACACUGGCUCCUGCAGCUGGCCUUGGAGCUGGAAUCCAGACUGAGCAAGGACAGGAGCCAGAACCACCGAGUGGCCAGGCAGCUGAUGGUGGUCAUCCACAUGCAAGGAGACGCCCGGGUGUCACGCUUUUGUGCUCUGACCCGCUAUGACGCUCAGAAGAUGUGCAGUGAUGCCUUCACCCUCAUCCAGAACUGCAACAUGGCUGGGGCACACCAGGCGGCCUGGUCUCCACCACUCGUAUCAGUGCUUCUUUCAGCAAGCAAGUUCUCGGAGCCUGCCACCCUCUCUGCAGGCAUUGCCACCUUCCUGACAAGUGAUACCCAGACUGAUGGAACUGCCACCAACAGCCAAAACACCACAUCUUCUAGGAGGCCCAAGGUCAAAUUCUUCAGGAGCCCAAGCAAAGAACUUAGGCAGAAGCCAGCUAAUGCUAUUGAGUCGUUCUUCCAAAAGGCAUCAGAAAGGCAGCAGUCACAGACAACAGAAGCAACCAGCCUGCCUGCUGCCACCUCUGCAGAGUCACCUGGUCCCAGCUCCCCAGACCACCAAGAGAGUGAUGGUGUUGGACUUGCCUCUCUGCAGUGUGACCUGGAGUCUCCUGUGAAGCAGAGUCCCAGAGAUAGGAGUCCUGAUUUUCCUUACAAGAGGCUUCUCCAUGAGAAGUCUCUCUCUGAUGCUACAGAAACACCCUCGACCCCACCUAGCUCUAGGACCCUUAUGAAAUUAGAUCCAGCUAUGGAGGGGAAUGAGCAGAAUUUGCCACCUUCUCCUGAGCUUGCCCCACUCCCGCCCACCUCACCAGGGAACCAUCAGCCCUGCGAGAAGUGCGGGCAGCUGGUACUGGUGUGGGAGUUCCCAGAGCACAUGGACUACCACUUUGCUCUGGAGCUGCAAAGCUCUUUCCUGGAGCCCAGUGCUCCUACAGCUCCAGCAGCAGCUUCCAGCCCAAAGGCUGCAGCUUCCAGGUCUCCUGCCUUGGCAAAGAGCAAGCCCAAGACUCCAGCAGGAUCUAGUGCAAAACGACCCAGAGAGGGUGUGACAAGAACUUUAGAUUUUUUCUUCAAGCGCUUACCUCCUUAG
Molecule: messenger RNA, 1638 nt
Organism: Chaetura pelagica (chimney swift)
Lineage: Eukaryota; Metazoa; Chordata; Aves; Apodiformes; Apodidae
Gene: POLH
Product: polymerase (DNA directed), eta
Exons: 8
Coding region: 1-1638 (545 amino acids)
Biological process (GO): response to radiation; error-prone translesion synthesis
Cellular component (GO): replication fork; nucleus; site of double-strand break
Molecular function (GO): DNA-directed DNA polymerase activity; damaged DNA binding
Source: RefSeq, a predicted model, not a curated record